UUUACAAGGACUUUCUUUUCUUACGGCCCUGGUCGUACUUUGAAAGUAUCUCGCAUGGUUACCUUUAGAAGAGUGUAUCCACGAGGUGUCAGUUUAUUUCGAUCCACCGUACUAGCCUGAACUCAUUCGUCUUUGCGCGGGAAAUUUCUGAUAUAAUCGAAGGACGAAAAGAAUCGUCCUCCAGAAGUACAAAAAACAUUUUAAAUAUCAGCCGUGACGUCGAUUGCGAAGAUCGACGAAAAUGAAGAUUGCUGCGACCUUAUUUCUUUUUGUCAUCAUUGGCUGCACGUGGCGGGCUACGCUAGGCACAUGCGUCUUUCAAUCCGACUUUGGUUUUGCGCUUAAUUGCGCCUUCAAAAAAUCUGGCCUCUUCCGGGUACGAAACCUCGGAGGUGUCAAAGGUUUCCUUGGCUUGGGAUUCACGGUAGGUGAUGAACUAGGAUUUAGGGAGUCCCUAUCGAAUGUGGAAAGUGCAAGAAGAAGAAGCGUACAAACAGGAAAGACUGGUCUUUCUGUUGAUUCCACAAACGUGGCCACAAAUCGGAACGAUAAUCAACAAAAAGCAAGACAGGUCGUACCUCCUUUCAAGCCUCUGCCAGGGAUGAGUCGUCCAAUAAGUCAGCAAUCUGAACAUCAAAGAUUGGUAGUUCAACAAAAUUCAACGGCUCUUAGAACGGUCGCCGCUCCAUCCUUGGGUACACAAGAAGAUAUGAUAAAGUAUCAGCAACAACAGGAGGCAAAGUUGAAGCAGCAGCAAAAGCUUCAACAGGAGGCUCUUGCCUUGCAAGUAUUGAAGCAACAGAGACAACAGCAACAGGAAGCGAUGCGUCAGCAACAUAUACAAAAGAUGCAGCAACAAUACAAGCAACAACAGUUGUUGAAUCAGCAGCAACAGCAACAGAAGCAACAGAUGAUGGCUCAACAGCAACAACAGUUACUUGCGAUGCAAGCUAAGAGGAUACAGGCUGCGAUCGCAAUAGCAACGACAACGAAGGCUCCUAGUGUCGUCCCAGCGAUAACGAAUAUGGUACAAUCCGAUCAUUUAAAACCUGUUUCGGCGGCACUCACGUCCACGACUGGCAACGGCUUACCACCUUUCAUCGCCAUGCCUCAAUCGUCUUCCAGACUUACUGAUAGGAUCAGCAAUAGCGCUGAUUCUGAUAAUGAAGUAUCUAAGGAUGACUAUAAUCAGCUUCCGUUGCCAGGCGAAGAAGCUGCAUCCUCUGUGAAUAAAAUGACUUUACUCUCUUUGCAACCAAUCGUGACGGCUGAACAGGCUCAAAGUUUACCUCUUCAACAAAAUGAGAAACGACAGUCGUUACCAGCUUCCUUACCUUCAUUAGCACCGAUUCAAGGAAUGGAAACAUCCUUGAAAGCAUUAGCCGAAGCAAGUAACAUAACGCUCGAAGCGUUAGAGGCAGCUAUCCUUUUGAGACAACAACAACUUAUGCAGAAACAGAUGGGACCCAGCACGACCAGUACGACGACAACUACGACGACUCUUUCGCCCCACGUUAAAAACAAAUACGGUAAUUCUGGUGCUACGAAAGUAAUGAACGCUCCACACGAAUAUUAUCCCAUAGGAUACGAUAAAAACUUUGACGAUAAUUUUGCAAGUCGGGUUGAUCUACCUGAUACCAGUUUCUACUGUGGCGAUCAGAAACAUUUUCCAGGUCUUUACGCCGAUGAGGAUUUAGGAUGUAUGGUCUUCCAUGUAUGCGCAUUAACCGAUGACGGCUUGAUCAUGAAGAGCUUCUUGUGUCCCGAGUCUACUCUUUUCGAUCAAACGAUCCUGAAAUGUAACUGGUGGUUCUACGUCGAUUGUCCAGCUUCGAAAAAUCUCUACGACAGCAAUAUUCCAAUCAGCAAGAGUUAUCAGUUGAUGAAGGCUCUCGCAUUUUUCUCUGCUUAUAAGAAUCACGAUAACGGUACCGUUUCAACGAAAGAGAACAUAGAUAGUAACGUUGCUUUAACGUAACAUUCGAAUUAUCUGAUAAAAGAAUAAUGUCGAUAA
Molecule: messenger RNA, 2014 nt
Organism: Vespa mandarinia (Asian giant hornet)
Lineage: Eukaryota; Metazoa; Arthropoda; Insecta; Hymenoptera; Vespidae
Gene: mtg
Product: mind the gap
Cellular component (GO): extracellular region
Molecular function (GO): chitin binding
Source: RefSeq, a predicted model, not a curated record